CUCCACAAAGAUUCCACCCUCUUUCUACUAUAUAAAGAGGCAUAUCUUUUGUUUUCAAACAUUAACACAUUGGAUCCUUUUCCGUGAGCGAUAAGUUAUUUUCAGGACUCCAAGAAAAUGGUUAAUCCAGAAAAUAUUCCCUCUUGCGAUCGCAAACCUCCUCGUUUGACAAGAGAUCAAGAGCAUGUGAUCAUGGUUUCUGCUUUACGACAAGUGAUAUCAAACGACCGAGGUAACAGUACUUCAUCAUCUAACUCGGUUGCAUUUGAAUCUCUUCAUCAACCUUUAGACGCUGGUCCUUGUCCUCUCUGCAGUAUUACCGGUUGCUUAGGUUGCGCAUUCCCACGGCAUAAAGAGAUGGCGAAAGAGAAGAAGCACAAAGGUGUGAGGAAAAAGCCAUCAGGUAAAUGGUGUGCGGAGAUAUGGGAUCCGAGUUUGCAAAGAAGGAAAUGGCUUGGAACGUUUCCAACAGCUGAAAUGGCUGCGGAGGCUUACGAUGAUGAGGAGGCUAAGCUUGUCAAAAGAAAGACAUCAACAAGUGGCAAAAUGAACGGAAAGGAACCAACUUCUCACUCGAAGUAAACAUGCAGUGGACUUAUAGUACACAAAAUCGUCACACAUAUCAUUUAUUUCAUUGAUCAGAUUCUUACAUGUGUUAAAUAUUGUGUUACUACAUUGUUAUUCUUUAUUGUUUUAGCUUUACUAAAAUUUAAAUUUUCUUUUCGUAUUUGAUUAAAUUUUGCUGUAUUGUUUGAAAUCAUUAUUUGUAAUAAG
Messenger RNA from Eruca vesicaria subsp. sativa (arugula), 774 nucleotides. NCBI's taxonomy places the organism in Eukaryota, Viridiplantae, Streptophyta, Magnoliopsida, Brassicales, Brassicaceae. The record is from the annotation of a GenBank genome assembly.